Messenger RNA from Spodoptera littoralis (African cotton leafworm), 2445 nucleotides. The record is from the annotation of a GenBank genome assembly. NCBI's taxonomy places the organism in Eukaryota, Metazoa, Arthropoda, Insecta, Lepidoptera, Noctuidae.
AUGUCCACUCCCGUGUCCAACCGCAAAUAUGGAGCCCAAAAAAUACGUUUGACUAUUCUAUGUGCCAGAAAUUUGGUUCGAAGGGACUUAUUUCGGUUACCAGACCCAUUUGCGAAAAUCUCUGUUGAUGGCAGUGGACAGGUGUAUUCUACAAACACCGUGAAAGCAACUCUCGAUCCCAAGUGGAAUACUCAUUAUGAUCUGUACCUAACCAAAGGGGAUGGAAUCACAAUUAGUGUAUGGAAUCAGCGUAAAGUUCACAAGAGACAAGGUUCUGGAUUCCUUGGUUGUGUUAGAAUUCAGCCAUCUACUGUGCACAAAUUGAAGGACACGGGAUACCAAUGCCUGGAGUUAUGCGAAGAGGGUACGGGAGAGACAUGUGGUGUUCGGGGCCAAGUGAUCGUGUCAUUGGUGUCUCGGGACGCGGCGCGGGGCGAGCCGGCUGCGGCGGCCGGCGAGGGAUCUCCUUUGGCCGUGGUGGGUCCCGCUGGAGAUGUACGCACUCCGCGAGACCCUCGUGACCCACCACCCGUGCAAAACGGAACGAGAAAUCCACUGCCACAACAUUGGGAAGAACGCUUUACUUCUAGUGGCAGACCAUACUACGUGAACCAUGCGUCUCGACGCACUCAGUGGGAGCGGCCUACUAGCGAGGGCACUGCGCCUGUGUCUCCUGCAGCUUCGUCACCGCCAUCAUCCCCGACGCCGGCAGCUACACCAUCCAGUCCGGUCUCCCCAGUAUCGCCAUCCUCGCCCAUGUCACCCGUUUCAGACCCAGAUGUCAAUCAUGCUACUUCCAUAUCUUUAAGGCCUGAGCCUCAGCCACAGACUGCAGUGAGGUCCCGUAUUCCCACAGCGACGUCUCCACCGGCCGGGUCUACCGCCCAACCAACUACACCAACUACUCCAAUUGCUCCCAUAGCUGCUACUGAUUUACCCCCUGGUUACGAAAUGCGCACAACAGCUCAGGGUCAGGUAUACUUCUACAACUCCAACACGGGUGCGUCGACGUGGCACGACCCUCGCGUCCCACAACACUUGCGGCACUGCGCCGCGGCGGCCGGCCCGCUGCCGCCCGGCUGGGAGAUGCGACAUGCGCCGUCUGGCAGACCAUACUUCGUAGACCACAAUAACAGAACCACGCAGUUCACUGACCCACGACUAGCGCUGUCAGCCAGACUUCCACAACCUGAACUUGCCGCAGUUUCAUCCUCAACCCCCGCAGUAGCAGUACCCACUCAAUCAGUGACAGAACCACUGGAUUCCGAUGCACUGCCCAAAUACAAACGCGACUUGGCAGCCAAAGCGAGGGUUUUGAGAGCUGAACUACAGGCGUUGCAACCUCAGACAGGACAUUGUAGGAUAGAGGUAUCACGAAACGAAAUAUUAGAGGAAUCGUACCGGCUCGUAAUGAAGUUACGAGGCAAGGAGCUGCGAAAACGUUUGCUGGUGAAAUUCCGUGGCGAAGAGGGAUUAGAUUACGGUGGCGUAGCCCGAGAGUGGCUUCACUUACUGGGCAGGGAACUGUUCAACCCACAUUAUGGUCUCUUCCAAUACGCGAACGCAGGCGACGAUCGAUAUGCGCUGCAAAUUAAUGCGGAUUCUGGGGUGAACCCAGAACAUCUAUCAUAUUUCCACUUUGCUGGGCGCAUUCUCGGUGUGGCAUUGUUCCAUGGACAUCAGUUAGACGCGGCAUUCACUGCUCCCUUCUACAAGCAGUUGCUCGGCAGGCCGAUAACCCUACGUGACAUUCGCGACGUGGACCCAGAACUACAUCGGUCGCUUUCCUGGAUGCUAGAAAACAGCAUUGCCGGAGUAAUAGACACAACGUUCUCUGUGGAGUGUUCGUCAUUCGGCGCAGUCCGCAGCGUGGAACUUCGGCCCGGAGGUACCAACGAAGCCGUAACGGAUGCCAACAAGCGCGACUACGUACGGCUCUACGUGGCGCACCGCUUCACGCGCGGCGCGGAGCGGCAGUGGCUGGCGCUGCAGCGCGGCCUGGCAGACAUCAUCCCGCCGCAGCUGCUGCGCCCGCUGUCGCCGCGCGACCUGCAGCCGCUGCUGGCGGGACGCGCCGACCUCGACCCGGCCGACUGGCGUCGACACACGCGGCUCAAGCAUGUCACGCAUGACGCGCCAAUAGUCUCCUGGUUCUGGGAGAUUGUCGAAGAAUUCGACGCGGAGAUGCGAGCUAGGUUGUUACAAUUUGUCACGGGAUCUCGCCGCGUUCCGCUGGCCGGGUUCCGAGCCCUGCAAGGGUCGACCGGCGCGGCCGCUCCUCGGCUGUUUACUCUGCACCUAGUGGCGGACGCGUCUCCCGACUCGCUUCCGAAGGCUCACACUUGUUUCAAUCGUCUCGAUUUACCUCCUUAUCCUAAUAAGGGCAAACUUCACGACAAACUCAAACAAGCGGUGCUCGAAACGGCCGGAUUUGCUGUCGAAUGA